AUGUGGAUGGUCGUCAGCGAAGAUACAUUUGGUCGAGUACACUUCAGCUAUAGAGAUCUGCCUGGUCCGCCGAGGCGAAUACCGGCCAGUACUUCUGCCAUGGUCAGCACUCCUCAGCGUUAUUCUCGAGGAUGUCUUCGCUUUCCAAACCCGGGCCUUCUUUCGCCCCGUCAUUCUCCUCUGUAUUCCACUACUAAAUAUGAGGAUGAGCGCUACGACAAUGUAACACCUGAGCCACAGUGGCAAGUUGGUGUCGAGUUUCGAUAUGGUGAUCAUUCUCAUCGUUCAUCUGGAUCUACCUCAUCAUCUGAUUAUCAAGCACCGUCGCGUUUACUAUCCUCAAGCAUUGGUCGCCAUUCAUCUCUAGGAAAGGGCUUUUAUUAUUAUUCUCAAUAUGAUCCAGCUAGCCGCACCGAUGGCUUUGCUCGGCCAAUUGAACACGGAGGCUAUUAUCACGUCUCACCAGUUCCUGUUUCCUGUGGGAAAUAUGUUGUUUCAUGCGUCCCAACUUCUUCAGAAACAGAUCGCGAUGGAACAUAUUCGACGCGAACACCUCCUCUUGAAAAAACUGCCCCACGAAGAGUCUCAAAGGGGAAAAGAGUGUCGUACGCAGUGUCGCGCGAAUCACCUGGAACGUCAAAUGGCGUGAAAAGUGGGGGAUCUGUAGUCAUCAUCCCUACUCCAGAUUACGCAUCUUCCGACUGUGCCUCCUCUGAUAACUCGCAACGGCAGUUCGACACCAAGUGGCGAGAUAAUUCAACAGCAGCAGCAAGAAAUCCUUUGGCACCUACACUGAAUACUCCUUUUGUACUGUCGUCAAGUAGCGGCAGCGCGCACUCUACUCCUGUCCCUUUAUCUGGCGGAGUUACUCCGGUUGGCACAAUGGUACAUGCUGAGAAGGUUUCCACAACAGGAACUACGGGUGGAUUCUUCUCUCGGAAAGACAAAAAGAAGAAGGAUAAACGGCCUCGUAUACGAAAAGAGGACAUCAGCAAUCCUACGAAUUUCCAGCACAAAGCACAUGUUGGCUGGGAUCAAGAUAAUGGUUUCUCAAACAAUAUGUGUGACUCAGAGCCUAUGGAUGAGAGCAUCCAAAAUAUUAUUCGAGCUGCUGGACAGGAUCCAACCAGCAUGAGCAGAAAGACUAUCAAAUUCGUUUACGACUUCAUUGAGAAUUAUAAAGACGAUAAC
Molecule: messenger RNA, 1191 nt
Organism: Ostertagia ostertagi
Lineage: Eukaryota; Metazoa; Nematoda; Chromadorea; Rhabditida; Trichostrongylidae
Source: the annotation of a GenBank genome assembly